Messenger RNA from Dalotia coriaria, 910 nucleotides. RefSeq lists its product as uncharacterized. Lineage: Eukaryota; Metazoa; Arthropoda; Insecta; Coleoptera; Staphylinidae. The record is from RefSeq and is a predicted model, not a curated record. Bases 230 to 910 code for a protein of 226 amino acids. The transcript has 4 exons.
GGCGAAGACGAUGGCUCCGGUGAUGCGUAGCCAGUGUCUUCGCCAGCCCGCGAACUCGACGAAGACGCGUGUGUUAAAAAGGCUUCGCGGCUGUAAUCAGUCGGCAGUGCGCGAAUGGUGCGCGCGUCGAAGACAUUCAAUAUUUCAAGUGCGCACGAACAUCACUCGACACUUACUCGACUUUACCUAAAUCAAUAAUUAUUAAUCACAAGUGCAUACAACGCUGGCCAUGAUGUUGAUUAGGCGGAUAAAGUGUGAUUUACUUACGAUGAUGGCGAUGGCGAUACUGGUGACCCACAGCGCGACCGAAACCGAGGCGCGGCCGCAACUCCAGCACCAGCCACAACAGCCUGCCCACAGCGAAGAAGCGUUCUUCCCGGAGCCGUCCGUGCACUACCUCGCGAACGGAUAUCCGCAUCUAGUCCGAACAUAUUACAAUUACCCGUUGUUCGACAGGAAGCGAUUGCGCAUGCAGCAAAUGCAGCGCGCAUGGAAUUACGAGGACCCGGAAAACUAUCUCAUCGACAGCUUCAUGAGCGCCGUCGCCGACGGUCACAUAAAACAACAUCAAACCACUACCACCACAACCACAAUCAAGCCGACGACGACAACAACAUCAAAAGAUGCAAAAACACCUGUGAAAAUCACUCUUCUUCCGUUCUACGGCGGUGCGAAAGGACAAACACUGCAAAUCACUGAAAAUCUCGAUGGUACUGUGAGUACCGAAGUUUUACAAGGACAAUUUCCAGCAAUCGAACCCGAAGGAGAAGAAGAAGAAGCAGUUGAAGCUGUAGAGAAUCCCGUCUUGCCUGUGCGUAGAGAAUCCGAUUAUGGACAAAACAUUAAAAAUAUCCAUCGCAGUGCGUUGAAUAUAAUCCGCCUUCAAGAAGCAGCAAAAACAAAGGAUUAA